Messenger RNA from Microthlaspi erraticum, 888 nucleotides. The record is from the annotation of a GenBank genome assembly. Lineage: Eukaryota; Viridiplantae; Streptophyta; Magnoliopsida; Brassicales; Brassicaceae.
AUGACGGAAUUGCAACCGGGUAACAACAAUCAGCACCCAAACGGCGGCGCUCCUCCUCCCCUGCCGUCAACUUCAGCCGAAACGCUGGGUAUCACCGCCGCCGGAUCGAAACGAUUGAGGAGACCAAGCGUUCGAUUAGGCGAAAUCGGCGGCGACAGUUACCAGCACCACCACGCGGCGUACGAUUCGCAACAAGGUCGGAAACCGAAAUGGACAUCGACGGCGGCGGCGGCGGCGGGGAACAGAAAAGACUCGAGCAAAUCGUCGAGGACUCGAGCCCUAUCGAAUUUGAGUUCUGGGUACGAGAAUAGCGGAACCCUAGACGACGAAAGAGAAGGGAAUGUGGAUUCUUUUGGGGUUGGGAGUUGGCGGGUGAAGAAACGGGUCGGGUCAUCGACCGGUGCGGUUACUACGGCGACGACAGCGGCGAAACGAGUCCGAUCCAAUUGGGUGUCGAAAGUUGGGGAAAUCGACCAUGGAGACGAGAAGAUCAGCGGAGGGGAAGAAUUGGAAGGUGGGUUUAGGGAUUUCAGCAGAGAAGACUCAGAGAGUCCGAUCAAAGAAGAGUCUUUGGUGAGAGACGGUGGGUUUUAUCAUGGUAGGAGAAGAUACGAAAGCAACAAUAGCAGUGGGAACAAGGAGUUCGAGUUAUCAGAGCCGUCGAAUAUGGACGGAGUUGGUGGCGGAGGAGGAAGAGAAGGGGUUAAGAUUUGGCUGCAAGAGUUAGGGUUAGGGAGAUAUUGGCCAAUGUUUGAGAUACAUGAGGUUGAUGAAGAGGUGUUGCCGUUGUUGACGUUGGAAGAUUUGAAAGAUAUGGGGAUCAAUGCUGUUGGGUCGAGGAGGAAGAUGUUCUGUGCGAUCCAGAAGCUUGGUAGAGAGUUCUCAUGA